Molecule: messenger RNA, 3594 nt
Organism: Leptosia nina
Lineage: Eukaryota; Metazoa; Arthropoda; Insecta; Lepidoptera; Pieridae
Source: the annotation of a GenBank genome assembly
AUGGUGGGUCUCGACGCCGAUAUGACCAGAGAUGAAGACUGUGACAACAUUGGCUUAGGAUGUGCACUGGAACAGUUUUCGGAGGUCGAAGAAGUACUCAACAUGAUCGACAAUGUUAAAAAUAUAUAUAACACCCCUACCUUUGAAGCUGAAUAUGAUAAAUUAUACAAUAUUCUCAAACAAUAUUAUGAACAGCCCCAUCUCCUUGAUCCACACUUAGAUAAGAUUUUGGCCAAAUUUAUGGGAAUUAUCAAGGAUAAAAGUUCACAGCCUGAACUCAAACAUGCCACAUUUAAUUACAUGUAUCAAAUAAUUAGAGUGCGUGGAUAUAAGGUGGUGGUUAGACAUCUGCCUCAUGAGGUGUCAGACCUUUUGACUGUUCUUACAUUCCUUGAAGCACAAAAUCCAAAUGAGAAAGACACAUGGAGAGGAAGAUUUGUAUUAUUACUUUGGCUAUCAAUAGUUGUCAUAAUUCCUUUCCACAUGAGCCGUUUGGAUGGAUUUGCUCCAGAACAACCUGGUGCUGGUUCAUCAAAAAAAUUGACUGUUAUGGAUAGAAUUUUCAAUAUCUGCAAAACAUAUGCUUUGAGUAAGGAUACUUGUGCUGAAGCAAGUGCCUACUUAGCAUCAAAGUUUCUGAUAAGGUCGGAUGUAAAGGAAUUAUACAUGGGUGCAUUUUUUAAUUGGGCCUGUGACUUACAUUCCAAUAUUCAAGAAGAAAAUACUAUCCACUAUGGAGUUCUAGCAGCCGUAGCAGCAGUAUUAAAGCAUGGCAAGCGAGAUGAUCUAUUACCAUUUGCACCCAAACUUUUGGAGUGGGUUACUACUCAAAACUAUAAGAACCAUAAAGCUAUUCUUGUGAGAAAGUAUGGUGUUAAAAUUGUGCAGAGAAUAGGAUUGACAUUCUUACGUCCUCGUGUAGCAGCGUGGCGAUACACUCGCGGCUCCCGGUCGCUAGCAGUCACUCUUGGUGGUGUUGCUGCAGCUGGUGACACAGAACCCAUCACUUCCCUACCUGAUGAUGAUGAUCAAGACAUACCACAGGAGGUCGAGGAUGUUGUAGAGCUUCUUCUCUGUUCCUUGCGGGAUGACGAUACAGUGGUUCGGUGGUCGGCUGCGAAAGGUGUCGGUCGUAUUGGGGCGCGGUUGCCUGCCCUCGCUGCCGCUGAUGUUUGCGAGAGCGUGCUGACGCUGUUCGCAGAGCAUGAACGAGAUACCGCUUGGCAUGGGGGAUGCAUGGCGUUAGCCGAAUUAGCUCGCCGCGGUCUUCUUUCACCUCAGCAAUUGAGUUCUGCAGUGCGGUGCGCCGUUCGGGCACUAUCUCGUGAUGAAGUUCGUGCUGGGGGCGGAGCUGGAGGUGCGCGAGCGGCGCGUGACUCCGCAUGCCAUGCCGCGUGGGCCUUCGCCAGGGCAUAUGAUGCGCAGGCGCUCGCGCCUCACGCAGACGCACUAGCUAACGCGCUCAUUGCCACUGCGUGUUUUGAUCGAGAGAUAAAUUGUCGUCGCGCUGCAGCGGCCGCAUACCAAGAGAACGUGGGCCGCCACGGCAUGUUCCCCCACGGCAUAAACGUGUUGACCACAGCGGACUUCCACUCAGUGGGCCCUAGGCACAACUCAUACCUCGUAGUCGCGCCACAAAUAGCUGCCUACCCGGAAUACACACAGCCCCUUAUCGACCAUCUAGUUGAUCUGAAAGUGGAGCACUGGGAUUUUGCUAUACGAGAAUUGGCGGCUAAGGCUCUCUACAAAUUAACUGAUAAGAUUCCAGAUUAUAUGGCAACUAUUGUUCUUCCGAAAUUAGUUCAGAAGACCGAGUCCAUCGACUUGAAUGUACGCCACGGAGCUAUAUUAGCUAUCGGCGAAGUUAUUUACGCUUUAUCACAGGCAAAAUUGCCAAACGGUCAAAAAGCGGACACACUUAUUAGUGAGGACGUAUCUUCUUGCGUACGGUCCUUAGUUGGUCGACUGGCGUCAAGGCAACAGUUCCGUGGUCUAGGCGGAGAGUUGAUGCGACAAGCGUGCUGCCACUGCAUUGCUAAACUCAGUCUUGCGCAUGCGCCGUAUCACCAAGACCCGACUAUAGAUGAAUGGCUGAAUCUAAUUGAAGAAUGCCUCUCACACGAAGUUCAAGUGAUCCGAGAGAAAGCCAUCGAAGCGAUGCCGCUUGUGUUUGAAGUGUAUUUACAAAAUGAUGAUUUGGUUUAUGAUGGUGUGAAGGCGAAGGAAAAACGCGCGCAUCUGAUGGAGAAGUAUUGUGAACAACUCUCUAAUGCUGGAGUGAAUGGAUUGUUGUUCAGAAUGGGGUAUGCGCGGGCAGUAGGUUCCCUUCCAAAAUUCGUUUUAAGUGAACACCUACCAAACGUCAUCCGAUCACUAAUAGAAUGUACAAAGGUAACAGAAGGCACUACCAAAUGGGCUGAAGCCCGCCGUGAUGCAGUGGUGGGUCUCACGGAGGUCUGUCAGACUAUGGGAAUUGUGGGAGGGGUUGAAGGACAUAUUAGGGAUGUUGUGAAGGCUUUGCUUGAUUGUCUCGCUGAAUACACCACCGAUAUGAGAGGUGACGUCGGUGCUUGGGUACGCGAGGCUAGUAUGAGUGGUCUCCUAUCAAUUUGUCGCCAGUGCGCGAUAGAAGCGCCUCAAUUCAACGACUCUGAAGUUAUUAGCGCAGUGAUGUGUGGCGUGGCACAGCAAGCUGUCGAGAAAAUAGACAGAACGCGUGCCCAUGCUGGAAGGAUUUUCACUUCGCUCAUUUAUAACGAACCUCCGGUCAGUAACAUACCUCAUCACGAUGCGUUAAAACGUAUCUUUCCAUCCGAUGAAGUGGAGAUAAAGCCACAAAGGCAGGAGGAGGAGGAACAACUGACAAGCGAAAACUCCAACGUGGUGCUGUGGCUAUUCCCUGGACACACGAUGCCGAGAUUCGUCCAACUCCUGAACUACCCAGCUUAUAGAUAUCACAUUAUUAAGGGCUUGGUUGUAAGUGCUGGGGAAAUUACAGAAAGCUUGGUAAAGCACACGACCCAAUCUCUGUUCUCAUACCUGAACUCGCUGCACGAAGAUCUGGAGACGCUGAAGAGCAUCUGCGACACAAUCAUACAAGUUUUCCGUGAUAAUUUGCACGUGAAGCGUAUAACUGGGCCCAUAUUCAACUUUCUUGACAGACUGCUAAGUUCAGGCUCCAUCUCUCCAAUUCUCGAAAAUAAAGAGUCCACCUUUGCCAUGGAUGUCUUGAAACAUUUGAAGCUGGAAUUAAAAGGAGGCAAAAACAUCUACAAACUUCUGGAUUCUAUUAACGUGCUUUGUCAGUUAAUUCAGGUCGGUGGUGUGGUCGCAGCACAAUCUUUAGGCCCGCUAGUUAUAUAUCUAUGUUAUGCGGAACGGUACGUGCGUCGUUGCGCCGCUGCGAGACUCUACGAAGCACUCACGCUGUACGGGGACGUGUGCGAUCUACCUGCUGAUAACCUCGAUCAGGUAAUGUCAAUCCUUGCUGACACGGACUGGGAAAAAGAUGUCAAUGAAUUGAGGCCAAUAAGGAAUGAAAUUUGUGAUCUGAUGGGGAUCGAACGACCGGUUAUGAAGCAGAAAGCACCUUAG